This is a messenger RNA of Aethina tumida (small hive beetle), 4070 nucleotides long. Its product is annotated as calponin homology domain-containing protein DDB_G0272472. The record is from RefSeq and is a predicted model, not a curated record. The transcript is spliced from 11 exons. Lineage: Eukaryota; Metazoa; Arthropoda; Insecta; Coleoptera; Nitidulidae. The coding region runs from base 226 to 3789 and encodes 1187 amino acids.
CUUCAAAACGUGUUGCGGUUCUUGUAAAUUAUAUGGUAUCGGUUGUUAUCCAAAAUAUGUUGGUUAAGUGACGUGUUUAAAGUAAAUGUACUCUUAUUUUUGUGUUGUAUAUACAUUUACAUGUCAAUUGGGAGAUUUUGUGAUUUUCAAUGUUUACUUUGGAUUAAAUCGAACGGUUUUAAAAUGGACAGCAAACCGUGCGAAACUCAUUAAACAAUUUUUUAGAUGUCUACGGCAGCUGUGGGAGGAGGGCAUCAUUCGGGGGCAGGUCCCUUGAGUUUGAUGUCCUGUGUACGAGAAUCCUCGCCCCAACCCGAGAAUGAACGAGAAAUAGAAAAAAAUACAUCUUCGAAGAAAAGAUUUUGGAACCCUAAAAGGUGGUUUAAACGGAAACAAGCUAGUGAAGAUGGAGCCAAUCAGCCAGUGGAGGUUCCGAAGGAUUCAAUUCGUAGCCGGUCUACGAGUGAACUGUCAGAUGUUGAGGAUGAUAUACGCAGAAGGAGUACAUCAUCAAUGCAUCAGAUGCUUAGUCUUUCACAUGACAGUGUCUUUCAAUCUCCUCAUUCUGGGUCUUCCGAAAUGGAACUGGAUGCUGCACAAAGUUCCUCAUCACUGUCAAUAUCACAACCGUUUGACCAAAAAUUAAAGACUGAAUUGUGCGAGAGGUUGAGACUGAGGCGUGGCCGUGGUGAUACCAGUGAAGAUGACGAAGGUUUACCAAGAAGCCCAUGCAAUUCUCCAACAACAGCGGACUCUCAUCUUCACAACAAGACUGCAAAAGAUCUCGCCACAAAAUCACAUAGUACUUGUAGUGAUGGAUCCUUACUUAGUAUGGAUAGUUCAGAAAUGGACGAGGAUUCCUAUGGUUUGAACUCUAGGCAUUCCUCUAAACUUUCGUUACAUGACAAGCGCAGUGUCGAGCAAGAUUCCGAUUUUGAAAUAGGAUCAUCUACAACUCCCUUAAAUCAUAGUGCUGCCCAUCACCGAGUUGCAGUACGACCCAAAAGAACUCAUGGAGCACCUAGACGAAAAAGAGGAUCUGCUUUGCCGUCCUCAGCUUUGCCAGUCACACCAGAAGUAAACGAAGAUUCUUCAUUGCGUAGUGUUACACCCGAAAAUCGAGUGUCAGUAACUGAGUUAUGUAGCUUGAACUCUAAAAGAACUGUUUUGACUGAAAAUCAACUAAAAUGUUCCUCUCUUCCUCCCGGAUUAGUGGGACCUGGAUCCGACCCAAAACUGAACAGAAGCAAGUCCAACGCCGGCAGCAAGUCACAAGACCAUUUCUCAGUACUUUCAGAGCACAAAGAAGAAAAAUCUGAAAAGUCUUUAUUUCAGAAACUUAUAAGGAGCAGUGGCAAGAAGAAGAGGUCUAAAGAAAAGCAUCAAGAACAUUUGCAAUAUACUUCUACAAGUAUAAGUAAUGCAUUUAGUAGUAUUAGUACUGCUAGUACUACCAUUACUUCGCGGGUAGAAUCCAAACCAAUAGUAGCUCCAAGAUCAUCAGCAUCAACAAGACAAAGAGUUCAUCCUAAAAAUAUUCCAGUGACGCCAGAGGAAGAAAGAAAAGAUCCUGUACUUCCUAAACCAUCUCCGGAAAAGUCUCUGUCUCCUAUUCAAUUUGAACUGGAAACUCGUAUUAAACAAAGACAAUCAGUUCUUUCAACUAGUCCAAAAUCUCCACCACAGUCACCCAAAGUACCAAGGAGUCCUGUGAUAAUUAAAACAGAUAUCACUAAAAGAAUAUCUUCCAGACAUGAAGAAUUUAUGUCUGAAGAAAUAUCACCGAAAAUAGUAUUACGAAAAUCUAUUGACGAUGAAACAGAUUUUUGUAAAUCAUUAACUAAUUUCACGGCAAAUGAUAAUCAAAAACCACCUAAGCCCAUUAUUAAAUCACACAGUUUUAAAAUGACAAAAGAGGAUGACAAAAGUGAUAAUAAAAUUAUAUCUAAAGCUGCAUCUUCAGAUUCCAUAAUAGUAAUAGAACCUGUUGUCAGUCUUAAAUCUGAAAAUCCCAUCAAAUCGAAGAAUACGGAACAAACUGAGUCAAAUUAUGAUUCAUUAGGAUCGGAUAUUUUGAAUGAUGUCAAGGAAAUUACAAAUGAAAUAGUUUCUGGUAUCAAAGAGAACUAUUCUGUUGCAAAAUCAAAUUCUAAUGAAGAUCUCUUAUCAAAUACAAAAGUAUUUAAAGAUAAAACAAAUGAAAUUAUAAUGUUAGAUAAACAAGAAAGCAAUAUAAAAAGAAAUAAUCCUCCACUUUCAGAUAUUACAAUAUCAGGUCCCAGUCACACAGCAGUUGUUAAUAUCUCAAGCAGUAAGAGUAGCAAUGUAACAGAAUCAUACACGUCAAAGAAAAUUCAACAUGAAAAUAUUGAAAAAGACUUUACAAAAACAAUCUCCGUUAAAGAAAGUCACGUGUCGGUUACCAAAAUACAACAAAAACAUGAGUCCACAACUGUCAAACAUGAAACAGUUAACACCAAAGAUAUUCCCGAAUUUCUAAAUAAACAGCUCAAUAAAGUGGAAUCGAAACCGACUACGAACGUUAUAUUUUCCAUGAAAACUUCUCGAGUAACAGAGGAUAUUGAAAAACCUAGAAGUUUAGAUGACAUUUCUACUACAGAGAAGAAUGUUUCACCGCUAAAACAAAAUUUCAUAAUUACUGAAAAUACUACAAAUGCCAAACAAAUGAUGAUAGAUAGUGAUGCUAAUUCAGAUAGCAAAGAAAAGAAUAUUGCGAAAUGUAAAAAAACUGAAUCCCGAGUAACUGAAGAAUUUGAAAACAUUAAAUCAGUGAAAGAAAGUGAAAUUGGUGUUAAAGAGAAGAAUGUUUCAGUGUCAAGUCUAAAUCCUAUUACAACUGAAAAAAACGAAAUUUCAACAUCUGUUAAACCAGUUAUUAUUGAUAGUGAUGUUGAUUUAGAUAUUAUAGAGCGAAAUACAUCCAGAUAUAAAAAGAAUGAUAAGACACCUAAAAAAGCUCAAACACCCGAGACUGCUAAAAGACCAUAUUCGAAAAGUCUAUCAAUCAGUUUGGAUUCAUUAAAAAACGACAGCAAUACUAAUUCUGAUAAAUCUUCUUCACAAGAUAGUUUAAGCGAGAAAGAAAAAACAACCGAGUCUGUGGUACUUAGGCGUAAAUCUGCAAUUAAGAAAAACGAUGAUGAACCAGAACUAAUGAAAGUCUUCGCUAGAAGAUCUCUAAAAAUAAGAGAUUCAGAUUCGGAGUCGCUUUCGCAGUCAAUAGAAAGUAGUAUGAAGGAAUCGAAAAUAAAAGAUGGCGAUAAAGAAAACCACAAUAAUUCUCCUAAUGAGGAAAAGAAAAUAAUAAAAGGUGAAGUCGAACCUGAACGACAAGAUAAACUUAAUGUAUCUGAAGUUCAGCAAAAGAACAGUGUUAGCGUAAAAGAACCUUUAAAUGAAUGUACUGCAUCUGAAUCAAUUGACAAUAUUCCCCACGAUACUAUUUUAGAAUCAACUGCGGAAGUAACAUUACGUAAAUCUCCACAAAAAAAUGUCUUGCCAUAUCCUAGAUCUGUAAGCAUGACUUAUAAACCCCAAGAUGUUCCGUUUAAAAAGCCAAGUUUUGUCGAAAGACGGACAACCACCAAUUUUUGGCAGAGAAAUGAAGAUUCCGAGUUUAAGCAUAAAACUGAGGAAAUCAUCACGAGUAUUUCUCCGAAAGAGGAAAUUAUUGCUGAAGAACUUAAUACAACGCCUAAGAACUUCAAUCAACGGAAAGCUGAAUGGGAAAAAAGAGCACAACUUGCCAAAAAGAAUGCUGUACCAUAGACAAAUGUGAUCAUCUUUAUUGUGUAAAUAUGGAAGAAAUAUGAUUUUUUUUAUUUUAGUCAUUAUUUCAUGUGUUUAUGUAUGAUAAAUGUACAGAGUAUCACCAUCCAGUGUAACUUGCUUUUGAAUGCAUUUUUCAUUAGUUGGUGUCCAUUAAUCAUACCGACAAACGUGUUUUUGUAUAUUUUCAUAUAUUUUUAUAGUUUAGAAAUCAAAUAUAUCUUUUUUAUUUUACUGAUAUAGAUUGUGAUGCAUUGUGACCAAUAAAAUUAACGCCUUGA